Molecule: messenger RNA, 726 nt
Organism: Giardia duodenalis
Lineage: Eukaryota; Fornicata; Diplomonadida; Hexamitidae
Exons: 1
Coding region: 1-726 (241 amino acids)
Source: RefSeq, a predicted model, not a curated record
AUGAGCUCCGUUAUCCGUUCUGCAUUUCGCGAUCGCACCAGAAAGUCCUCUUCUACCCAGGACCCUACUCUAGCAAGGCUGUCUCUGAACACCAUGAUGACUGCUAGACAAGAGCCGCUGGAUGCCACGCUUUCCGCGGGAGACAAUGUUCUUUCAAGACUAAGCUUCAGCAAAGGCUACCUGCAUGGGCUGUCCUCCCACUUCAAUCGCUAUCAACUCAUCAAGGCGGCUGUGGACGUCUCAACAAAUGAUGUUGUCGUUCCCGUGCGGGCGGUGGGUCGCCGAACCUACAAAAGCAAUAUCCUGGCCCUAGAAACAUGGCUAUCCGAAAACCUAGCGUCGGUAUCUACUGAGCGAGUGAGCCCAGAGGCCCAACGUGACCUGGAAGUUACGAUCUAUUGUGCAAUAGCUGCGGGCAUCGCAGCCCAGCGGCCCUCACUCUUCAAUGUAAUGAGCCAGGUUGUCGAUGUCCUCUCCCACGUGUCUAUAGGCGAGGCAGAUCAACUGGCGGCGAACCCCCUUUUGGAAACCCAGGUGGAUGUGAAGAACUUAGCCGCGCGGCUUGUUGAGCUAAAUGAUGAGAUCUCCCGGUACGUCACAUCAAUAGAGACGUGGGAGAAGCGGCUCGCCAACAGGAUACAGGAGUUUGAUUUACUUACGGCCGAAAUACUCGGCCUGAAAUCACACAUAUCCAACCUCAAGUCCCUUAUUAUAGCCGGCGAGUGA